AUGAAAGUGUUAGCCAUCGUACUUCUCCUCAUCGCUGUAGCCAGCGCUCAGUUCUACGGCGGAGGCCGUGGCUACGGUGGCGGAGCCUAUGGUGGACGUGGUUACGGUGGAGGACCAUACGGUGGUAGAGGCUACGGAGGUGGACCAUACGGAGGACGUGGCUACGGAGGAGGACCUUACGCAGGAAACCCAGGGUAAAUUGAUAAUUUGUUAUUGAUUUUCCACAAAGUAACAGUCAUUUUUUGAAAAGAGUAGUAGGCUUUUUGUCAAAAUUAUUAUAAAAUCAGUUGGCUUUCUAAAGAUAUAUUUCAUAUCUGGAUUAUGACCGCUUUAUUCUCCUAGCUUUUAAGAAACAGAGCCUUCGAGAACUGGGUUUUCAAGCUAAAAAUAUUUUUUCAGAGCCAUGCUUGGAGCCCAGAUCGGUGGAGCUUUGCUCGGUCGCUAA
Messenger RNA from Bursaphelenchus okinawaensis, 445 nucleotides. The record is from the annotation of a GenBank genome assembly. NCBI's taxonomy places the organism in Eukaryota, Metazoa, Nematoda, Chromadorea, Rhabditida, Aphelenchoididae.